GGGUGGCGGAGAAAUGUGCACCAGUCAACUUAAGGAAUUUUCCUGAAUAAGUUGAAAACUCGACUGCUGAGGGUUGGAGACUUUAAAAAUUCAGCGGUAUUAGUUUAAGUCGACUUUCAUUGAGACUUCUGAAGAUUUAGACGAAUUGAAACCAUCAGAUUAUUUCCCCAAAAUGGUGCAAGAAUGCGAAGAGGGAAGGUCAAAUUCUUCCUCAUAUGACAAUAGCAUGUACAACAGAAACAGUCUUUCAAGAAACCAUGAUUUUAAACCAAACAUCACUGAUAGCCACCUCAUUGGAGAAAAGAAUGAAGACAGAAUGGAAAAGAGUUUUAGAAAACCUUCCCACGACAUCUAGUUCUAUAAAAUUGUAUAAACGUAGAUUUUUAAUGCUGUUUAUAUUUGGAAUCUGUUCUAUGAUGAAUGGAGUGCCACAGUUUCAAUAUACAGUCGUCGCAGACAUCGUGGCUUGUUACUACAAUGUCAGUGUGAGUGAUGUCAAUUGGACUAGUGUGGUGUUCAUGGUUGCAUUUCUUCCAUUAGUUUUACCUGUUAUGUUCUUAAUGGGAAAGAAAGGCUUGCGCAUUACUUUACUUAUUGGAGGCAUUUUAAAUUUUACAGCUAGUGUGAUCCAAUGCUUCUCUUUCUCACCGGAAAGGUAUGCAGUCAUCAUGACAUCACAGACGAUAUAUGCUAUGGGACAGGUUUUUGUUCUCAGCCUUCCUCCUUUCAUAGCAGGUGUGUGGUUCGGAGCCAAUGAAGUUGGAUUAGCAUGCGCACUUGGAGUCUUUGGAAAUCAGCUAGGCAUAGCUUUGGGAUUUAUCAUUCCACCUCUGACUAUGACGAAUAAUUGCACAGAUGAAGUAGAUAUAACAUAUGAGCUUAGCGUUAUUGCUUAUCCCCUGGCAGCAAUCAACACAAUUAUUUUAGCAGUUAUUUAUUUAUUUUUCCAAGAAAAACCAGCAAUGUUUCCAAGUGCAGCUCAAGCAAAUAAAAGUCACAAUGAAAUUAACUAUGUUGAAUCAUUGAAAAAUCUUUUUAAAGACAUGCCGUUCAUGCUGCUACUUGUUGCUUAUGGUUUGAUCACAGGAACAUACUUUGCAAUGUCAACUAUCAUGAAUGAAAUGGUCCUGAUACACUUUCCCGGUGAAGAAGUCGAUGCAGGAUGGAUGGGUGCUUUAAUGGUGUUCGCAGGAAUGAUUGGCUCUGUACUUUUGGGUGCAAUAUUGGAUAAAACUCAUAAAUUUAAAGAAAUUUCACUAAUUUGCUUCGGUCUGAGUUUUCUCCUUCUGGUGGGCUACACUGGUGUCAUUCAAAUAGACAAUUUCAUUUGGGUGCAAUUUCUAUUCUUCACCUUACUUGGAUUCAUAAUGACGGGUUACCUUCCCGUGGGAUUCGACUUUGGUGCUGAGAUAACAUAUCCUGUUCCCGAAGCAAUGUCCGGAAGCUUAUUAAAUGCAUCAACACAGUUGUUCAGUAUCAUCCUAACAAUCAUCGCUUCAACUCUUCUGCAAAAGUAUGGAGAUCUUACUUCAAAUAUCUUCCUAUGUGCGAACAUCUUUUUGGCAUUACUUAUCACAGCAUGCAUAAGAUGCGAACUUAAACGAGCCAAUGCAGAUGGUGGAAAACCUGCAUGAUGUAUCACAACAUAUCUAUGGCAGGGAGAGUUUCAAGCUUCGGGGUGCAUAAUCUCGCUUCACUCAGUCCGAUUAACUUCACUCCACGUGAAUCCAACUUGCUUUUUUUCUUUGGUAGCAAAAAUGGCAAUCUCUGUUCACCCCAUAGGUCUGUGACGUCGGCAACCAAAUCACUUGCUGAAAUCUCUUUCACAGACCGGAAUGGAAAUUGCUAUUAUUAUUACCAAGUGAACAAGGUGCUGAUUCACAUGGAGAGAAACGAAUCGGCUUCACUUCCCCAGGUGUUUACUAGCUGAAAUCUCCGUCUCCGCUGCUGACCCGAACGGAAGUAAACAGUUUAAGUGAACAAGGUGCUGAUCCAUACGAAGGAGGUGAAUCCUUUUGUAAAGCGAGAUUAGCGUCUAAAGAACAGAAGCUUCGCAGAAAUCAACUGAAAAAGGCCCGAAUUCUCAUACUUUUCCACAUAUAUCACAAAUAUGGAAAGCAAGACUCAUUACUGUAAUUUUUCUGCUGAAACCAGAUUGAAUUACCUACUAAAAGUUGUAAUUUGAAAUUGUUUGCUGACUGUAUUUGUUACAAAAUUGUUCCGAAGUUCUUGUUUGCAAGUAGAACGAUUCUAAUUCUGUUUUGUUAGUACUUAUUAUCCCCUCCUCCGUUAGCCAUCAUAAGAUAAUUUUAUCCUUACAUGUUUUACCAAAAGAACCAAAUAUUUGUUCUUUUUAAUGUAUUUUAAUUCUUCUUCUUCUCCAUUUUAGCCCAAUUUUCUACUCCAUAAUUUAUAUGUAAAUACAAUUUCUUUCAUCAAAUAAAGUCUUCA
Molecule: messenger RNA, 2451 nt
Organism: Uloborus diversus
Lineage: Eukaryota; Metazoa; Arthropoda; Arachnida; Araneae; Uloboridae
Product: feline leukemia virus subgroup C receptor-related protein 2-like
Exons: 11
Coding region: 216-1634 (472 amino acids)
Biological process (GO): heme export; transmembrane transport
Cellular component (GO): membrane
Molecular function (GO): heme binding; heme transmembrane transporter activity
Source: RefSeq, a predicted model, not a curated record